Macadamia integrifolia is the source of this 570-nucleotide messenger RNA. RefSeq lists its product as uncharacterized. Lineage: Eukaryota; Viridiplantae; Streptophyta; Magnoliopsida; Proteales; Proteaceae. The record is from RefSeq and is a predicted model, not a curated record. Bases 1 to 570 code for a protein of 189 amino acids. The transcript has 2 exons.
AUGUUUCACAAGUAUGAUUCCAAAGUGUCUGCUAUAGAAGAUGCAAAAGAACUAGCCAAACUUACUUUUGAUCAAGUGCAUGACACUUUCACUGCUUUUGAAAUGAGAUGGAGAAAGGGAAAGUCUAGUGACAAGAAAGCUGGCUUCAAGGCAAUGAAGAAUUUAAAAAUUAAAGAGAAGAAGAAGCAACUUGUAGGAAAUGACCCUGAUGAGACCAAAUGUCCUAAUAAGGGACAAAUAGAAAGUGAUGAAGAUGAAAGUGAUAAGAAGAGAAAUUUCAAUGGGAAUAAGAAGGGCAAGGACAAAAAGAAAAAACUGAUUUUUAUGAGAUGCAGUGACACAACUGAUGAAGAAUCUAAAGAUGAUGAGGCUAUGCUCAUAGUUUCAAUAGAUGUGGAAGAAAACAAGGUGGAUUCAUCUAGCAUAGAAGAAUCUUCAGAAGAAGAAGAAGAAGAUGAAAAUCACAUCAAGAGGCUGAACAUAGAGCUGCUAUUAAAUAGCUCAGAAGAAAAAGGAAAAAGUUCAAAAGGUCAUCUAAGACCUCAAGGAACAAGAACCAUUAGUGCUUGA